This is a messenger RNA of Corapipo altera (White-ruffed manakin), 2356 nucleotides long. RefSeq lists its product as uncharacterized. The record is from RefSeq and is a predicted model, not a curated record. NCBI's taxonomy places the organism in Eukaryota, Metazoa, Chordata, Aves, Passeriformes, Pipridae. Bases 1 to 1185 code for a protein of 394 amino acids. The transcript is spliced from 5 exons.
AUGGUUCAGAUAAAGUCAACUGUGUUGGAAAUAGUGCAUGAAAUCCCAGAAGUGACAAAACUACUAGUCAGUGAAGAACAUGAAAGGAGCCAAGUGGAAGAAAUCAAUCAAGAAGAAAAAAAGAAGAAAAAAGGAACGCAUCACCCGAACCGCUCCGCGCGCGGCCCCACUCCCGGCGGGCACCGGCUCCCGCUCGACGCCCCGAGCGCGGAUUCUCCGCCCGAAGCGGGGGAUGCGCACGGAGGGGGGUGGGUGGUGGUGCGUGUGUGUUCCCCCACCCCGCCACCUUCACCUCCGCGCCGCGGCAGCUCCCACCGACGGGGAAGAGGCGGAACGCGGGAAAAGGCACCCGCGCCGCCUGCCCGCCGCUCUGCCCGCGGCCGUGCCCCCCCAUGUGCCGCCCCCCUCCCCUUGUGCCGCCCCCCGGGCCCGGCCCCGCUCCGGCGGGAGCCGGUUCCUCACCGCGUCGCGCUCGCGCAUCCUCCGCCGCGGGGGCGCCACGAGGAACGACUGCGCGCGAGGCGAGCACGUGGCGGCGGCGACGGCGGCGGCGUCUACGGGGUCUCCCUCGCGGCGCUUACGGGGCGGCGUGAGGCGGCACCGCCGCCAUCUUGGAGCUCGAGUGGCCGCGGGAGGUCUAAGGGUAAACUUUCAAGGGAUGCCACUGGUAACUGCUGUCAGAUGGAGGGUGACUCUUUAACCCCUUGGGCCUGUCAAGGCAGAUUUUCACCCAUUCAGCAGUCUGCCCAUCCACACUAUAACAUUCCAAUUUGGAUACAAGUUUGCUGUGGGAGACCUGCUGAAAGCCCUCCUGAAGUCAAGCAUCAUUUCAUCCCCAGUCUGUCAUGCCACGAGGCCUGUAAGUUGUGCUGGCUGGCAAGCAAACACUCCUCAGCUCUGCCUGGCUUAGAGGGGCAGUGGAAGAGCAAGGGGGGGGAGUGUGAGGAAGCCCUGCACAUUGGCAAUCCCCUGCUUUUACAAGCUCAGAAGAGCUUUGUGGAAGAGUGGAAAAGCCAAGUAGCAUUCCGAAUCCCGGAGUCACAGGUCGUUCACCUCCCGUACGGCACUGCUGUCAUUUACAGGCUGGGUUCCUUCGGGCCGGCGGUUUCUCUGUGUAAUUACACAAUAUUGAUGCACAUCUGUGAGGACAAACCGUUAGGAACAAACAGUUCAAAAUACCUAUAAAAUGUAAAAUUAAAAAAGAAAAUAUUUUCAGGUGUGAAAUGAGAUGAUGCUUUGCCUGCGUGGGCAAAAAUUGAUCCAGGUUUUGUGAUGACGGUGUCUCUGGUUUCAUGUCAGUUAUCUCAGCAUAACUUUUAGAUUACUUCUGAAAUCAUGCACAGAACGAGGGGAGAUACAGUUUGACCUUUUCAGACUUGCUGCAUUUUAAUUUUUCCUAUGCUUAGAAAUAACACAGAAAAAACCCCCAAGAGGUAAUAUUAUUUUUGUAUAAAUCUCUGUAGUUAUACUAGGCAUGUUCAGAAUACAUUAAAGAUACUGUCCUGACACAAAAAAAUUACAAUGUGCUUUUAGAUAUUACAUAACUAAUGAGAGCAAUAAAUGCUGGGGGAACGAGUGGAUCAAGGUUACAGUAAUAAGAUUAUAGCAUUCCUCCACUGUGUGUGCAUGGUUGAAAAUUCACCUCAAUUUUGCUGCCUCAGUGUGGGCUUUGGUUUUUCAUUUUGGCUUUUUCUUGCUUUAUCAGAUUUAAUUUUCUGUCUGAGUCCACCAGACCAUAACAUCCUGGCUAAAAUCUCUGACCAGACUUUUGAUUUUCUCUUUCUCUUUUUUUCCUCUCUUUUUUUUUUUUUCCUUUUUCUUUUUAGUUUUCUUACUUUUAAUUUAGAAUGUACCUGCUCUGCUUGCACAGCCACCAUCAAUGGCCUGUCUGUAGCAGAACCAUUGUCAUGGUCUUUUCUCUGACAGGAGUCACAGUUGAAGCACCAAUAGAAUAUACACUUGAAUGCUCACGUGACUUUUUCCUACACAGGGAAAGUGAUACCAAAAAAAAAAGUAAUUAUAUGAUUUCUAUGCAAUUACACCUGGAUUUUUAAAUCCCCACUUUGAAGACCCACACCAUACACUGUGUGUGUGGUGUGUGAAAGGCAUGGAAAACGUGUGCUAAUGCUCCAUCUUCUCAUUCACAUCCAGCCUUAACAGUCACUUAAAAACGAUUUGUGAAAAAAUCAAUAAUGUACCUUACUGUCUUUUUUUGUAAUGUAUAAAAAAGGGUGGAUUUUUGCCAAUUUUUUUAAACACUCUGAAAAUAUCAAGAUUGUAAAAUUGGAUUUUUAUUGAUUUUCUUGGAAGAUCUUUGAGGUUUCGACAGACAUGUAUUGACAGCAGCCACCUCUAG